Dromaius novaehollandiae (emu) is the source of this 3287-nucleotide messenger RNA. It is a transcript of the gene GFM1, whose product is annotated as G elongation factor mitochondrial 1. Gene Ontology annotation, biological process: mitochondrial translational elongation. Gene Ontology annotation, molecular function: GTPase activity; translation elongation factor activity; GTP binding. Gene Ontology annotation, cellular component: mitochondrion. The coding region runs from base 102 to 2318 and encodes 738 amino acids. NCBI's taxonomy places the organism in Eukaryota, Metazoa, Chordata, Aves, Casuariiformes, Dromaiidae. The transcript is spliced from 18 exons. The record is from RefSeq and is a predicted model, not a curated record.
GCCGCGGCCCGCCCUCCGCCGGCCCCGCAUGCGCCGCGGCGCCCGGAAGCGGCGGGCAGCGGCGUGACUUGCGCGGCGGCGGCGGUGCCGGGGUCGCGGCCAUGCUCACGCUCCUGCUGCGGGCGGCGCGGCGGCGCCAGCGCCAGCUCCUGCUGAGCGCCCGCCGGCAGUGCUCCUCGGCGGCCCUGCCCAACGAGAGGAUCCGCAACAUCGGCAUCUCGGCCCACAUCGACUCCGGCAAGACCACGCUGACCGAGCGCAUCCUCUUCUACACCGGCCGGAUCGCGCAGAUGCACGAGGUGAAAGGUAAAGAUGGAGUUGGAGCCGUCAUGGAUUCUAUGGAACUGGAGCGACAGCGCGGAAUCACAAUUCAGUCUGCAGCGACGUAUACUAUGUGGAAGGACACCAACAUCAACAUCAUAGACACACCAGGACACGUGGACUUCACAAUUGAAGUGGAAAGAUCUUUGAGAGUUCUGGAUGGAGCUGUUCUGGUCCUCUGUGCUGUUGGAGGAGUUCAGUGCCAGACAAUAACUGUGAACAGGCAAAUGAAACGCUACAGCGUGCCAUUUUUAACAUUUAUCAAUAAACUGGACAGAUUGGGCUCUAGUCCAAGCAGAGCAGUACAACAGUUGAGAUCCAAGUUAAAUCACAAUGCAGCUUUUGUCCAGAUUCCAAUUGGGCUGGAGGGAAACUUUAAAGGAAUCAUAGAUCUUAUUGAAGAAAGAGCUAUAUAUUUUGAUGGUGCACUUGGCCAGACUCUUCGAUACGAUGAAAUUCCGGCUGAAUUUAGAGCUGAGGCUGCAGAAAGACGUCGGGAAUUGAUUGAAUGUGUUGCUAACGCAGAUGAUCAGCUUGGGGAGCUAUUUUUGGAAGAAAAGAUUCCUACAGCUGCUGAUUUAAAGCUUGCAAUCAGAAGAGCAACAUUGAAAAAGUCCUUUACCCCUGUACUUGUGGGAAGUGCUUUGAAGAACAAAGGAGUACAACCAUUGCUGGAUGCUGUCUUAGAAUAUCUGCCAAAUCCUUCAGAAGUUGAGAACUAUGCUAUACUUAACCGGGCGGAUUCUGAGGAUAAAACCAAGUUCGUAUUGAACUCUGCUCGAGACAAUUCCCAACCUUUUAUAGGCCUUGCUUUUAAACUGGAGGCUGGCCGUUUUGGGCAGUUAACUUAUAUUCGGGUUUAUCAGGGGAUGCUGAAGAAAUCUGAUUAUAUCUAUAACACUAGGACUGGGAAGAGAGUGCGUGUGCAAAGACUUGUUCGUAUGCAUUCAGACAACAUGGAGGAUGUAAAUGAAGCUUAUGCAGGAGACAUAUGUGCAUUGUUUGGAAUUGAUUGUGCUAGCGGGGAUACGUUCACUGAUAAAACUAGUACUGACAUUUCCAUGGAAUCAAUUCACAUCCCUGAUCCUGUCAUUUCAGUAGCUGUCAAGCCUUCCAACAAGAAUGACUUCGAUAAAUUUUCAAAAGGCCUGCACCGCUUUACAAGAGAAGAUCCCACCUUUAGAGUCCAUUUUGAUGAUGAGAGCAAAGAGACCAUUGUUUCUGGAAUGGGAGAACUGCACUUGGAAAUCUAUGCUCAGCGAAUGGAAAGAGAAUAUGGUUGUCCUUGCACCAUGGGAAAGCCAAAAGUUGCCUUUAGAGAGAACAUCUCUGCACCUGUGCAGUUUGAAUUUACACACAAGAAACAGAGCGGUGGGGCAGGCCAGUAUGGGAAAGUUAUAGGGGUUCUUGAGCCUCUGGAUCCAGAGGACUACACAAAGUUGGAAUUCGAAGACAGAACCAUCGGCACAAAUAUUCCAAAACAGUUUGUGCCUGCUGUUGAAAAGGGAUUCCGAGAUGCCUGUGAAAAAGGUCCGGUGUCAGGGCACAGGAUAUCUGGAGUCCGGUUUGUCCUAGAUGAUGGUGCACAUCACAUGGUGGAUUCCAAUGAAAUCUCUUUCAUCAGAGCAGGAGAAGGAGCUCUAAAGCAAGCUAUGGAAAAUGCUUCUGUGCGUAUACUUGAACCCAUUAUGGCAGUGGAGGUGAUGGCACCCACUGAAUUCCAGGGAGCAGUGAUAGCUGGCAUUAAUCGCCGUCAUGGAGUGAUCACAGGACAAGAUGGCACAGAGGGUUACUUUACUCUCUAUGCUGAGGUGCCACUGAAUAAUAUGUUUGGAUAUGCCACUGAGCUGAGGUCUUGUACAGAGGGAAAGGGUGAAUAUACAAUGGAAUACAGUAAAUAUCAGCCAUGUUUGCCCAGUACCCAAGAAGAAAUAAUUAACAAAUACCUUGAGGCAACAGGAAGACUUCCCGCAAAAAAGGGCAAAGCUAAGAGCUGACUUUCUUCCUCUUGAGUACAUUGAACAGUUUUUCACAAUCUUCUCUAAAAGCUCAGUUGCCCAAGUGAUACAAGAGAUCGAGACUGGCUGGAUAAAUACAGACUGCAGUGGGACUUCAUUACAUCGUAAUACCCUUCCUUUACGGUAUUCUCAGAAGUCACCAGGAGAUUAUAGCUGAAUUGUUCACUUGUAGAUGCUACUCAUUAACAAAAUACAUAAAUGUGAUAACAUUGACAAUAAUUUGUCUUGAUAUUUGUCUCAAUCCAUUUAUAUUAAAAUUAUUUUAUUUUUUUACUUGAUAAAAUAUUACUGUGUAAUUAGGCCAGUUACUGUUUCUCUGUUUUUGAAAGAUUAAAAAUCCUGGCUUAGGAGACUAAAUGUUAACUGCUUGAUAGGCACAGGGGAUGAAUUUUCAUCCAAUACGGUGAAUAUUUUUCACUCAAGUGCUCCAAGCACAGAUCCUUUGGUCCUACAGCUCACUUACAGCAUAAGGUCUAGAAAAAAGUGCCAGUAUUUUCUUCUCAUCCUUCAGAAACAGUGUUAAGAUCCUCCAAAGUCAUAAUGAAUGAAUGAACAAAUUCACCCAUUAGUGGAACUGGCGUUUCACCAAAUCUGCUUAUCGCAGAUGGUAUAAUGCAUUUGAAAAAAGUUGAGAAGAAUUUACAUAGAAGUAAACUCUUUUCUAAACUAUGAGCAAUAUGGGUUUAUGUAUAUGUUGCUUACUUGGCUUCAGGUGCUCUACCUUCCUAAAAGGAUCUGUUUGUCAUAAAACCAAACAAAAAGAUUCCGUUCUUCAGAAUCUUAAAAUCAAGAGAUCGUGUUCUGGUUGAUGCUCAUCUUGAGAAUCACUUAGUUAGAUAUUGUUCACUUAUAAUACAGAGAAAAAUUGAGGCUGUUACAGUUAGAUGAGGGAGAAAAGAUAUCAUCACUUUUUUUUUUUAAUGUUAUUAUUAAAAGAUCCACUAUGAA